CAGAAUUUGUCACUGUGUGACCCUGUGAAGACAAGAUGGUGCCGAAGAGCCGCCACUGAGACACACUGCAAACGAAACCAUGGAACUAUGAAACAGAAAGGGCCCCAGCAACACGAUGGAGAGGAGAAAGAGUACGUGCUUGACCCAGCAGCUCCACCACUGACAUUAGCCCAGAAACUGGGUUUGGUGCAGUCCCCGGCCAGAAAACUGACGGUAGAUGAAUGGAGUCAGGUCAAGUCGAGGUCUAUUCAUGAAGGGGACUCCAAGCAGCCCUGUGUGAUCUGCAGGGAGGAGUUUCGCUUACAGACUCAGGUUUUGCUCUCCUGCUCCCAUGUGUUUCACAGAGCCUGUCUGCAGGCCUUUGAGAGGUUUUCAGGCAGGAAGUGCUGUCCUAUGUGCAGGAAGGAGCAGUAUGAGACCAGAGUGAUCCACGAUGGAGCUCGCCUCUUCAAAGAGAGGUGUGCCAUCAGAAUUCAAGCGUGUUGGCGUGGCUAUGUUGUUCGGAAGUGGUACGGUCAUAUGAGGAAAACAGUUCCCCCAAAAGACAAACAGCUACGACGAAAAUUCUUUGAGACAAAGUUGCAGGAGUUGAAUGACAGCUUUGUCCAAUACUGUCAUAUGGACGUAGAGGCUUUCCUGAACGAUAUCGACCAGUCGGUGUCAUCAAGCAGAAGAGUGUUCCAUCAGUUUGAGAGAGAGCACGUCUCGGAGCCGCAGGAAGACGACUGGCAGAAAAUACAGGAAAAGGUCAUCCAGAGAGAUACACAGGACUGUCCCAUCUGUCUCACCGCUCUGUGCAGCGCCAGACUAGAGACGGAGGCAGGGAGGACACUCGCCCCACACCCCAGCAACAGACGCACUGUGCUCCUGUCCUGCUCACACCUCUUCCACCAGCCCUGCCUGGAAGCCUUCGAAGCCUUCUGUGUGGAGGGCCGACCUACAUGUCCUCUGUGCAGGUCUCCCUACCACAAAAUACUGGUCUGACCUCAGAAUAGUUGAUAUAGAACUUCAUAAUAUGAAAGAUAGUUGGAUGUAAGUAAAACAUACGCACUCCCCUACGUAUGUAUUUGGACAAUGAAGCGAAAACUUUUAAUUUGGCUCUGUAAGCCAGUAUUUUGAAUAAGAUCUCUUAUUUUUGUAUUUAUAUACAUGUUUCACUGUUUAGAAAUUGAAGUACUUUGUGUCUAGUCCCCCCAUUUGAAGGUGUCAUAACUAUUUGGACAAAUUCACUUAGUGCAUUAAAAUGUCAAACCUUUA
Molecule: messenger RNA, 1257 nt
Organism: Oncorhynchus masou masou (cherry salmon)
Lineage: Eukaryota; Metazoa; Chordata; Actinopteri; Salmoniformes; Salmonidae
Gene: rnf32
Product: ring finger protein 32
Exons: 6
Coding region: 88-984 (298 amino acids)
Molecular function (GO): protein binding
Source: RefSeq, a predicted model, not a curated record